This is a messenger RNA of Bemisia tabaci, 4986 nucleotides long. RefSeq lists its product as uncharacterized. The record is from RefSeq and is a predicted model, not a curated record. Gene Ontology annotation, molecular function: sequence-specific DNA binding. Lineage: Eukaryota; Metazoa; Arthropoda; Insecta; Hemiptera; Aleyrodidae.
CCAUCCAAAACCGAUGAAACGCUCGGUUUUGUUCGCGCUAUUUCGGUCUUGGCGCGAAAAUUUGAAAAAUGCCGAUUUUCGAUUCUCCCAUAAGAACCAAUGUAAUCUGGGGGAAAACAAACUCAGGCUCAAAAUAGGAUAGGCCUUCUAAGUUCUAAAGCGUGAUUGCGUGACUUUCAUCAAGUGUUGAUAAGCGAAAAUGAUCCAACUGAAUGUUUUGAAUUAAUUUGAAUAAGUUUUUAAAAUUUAAUUUUGUUUUAAAUAUCUUUCUGGUUUUAAUAAUGUCUUUAGUAUUUCAGUUUUAAUUAUGUAAGUGAGCUGUGCUUUUUUAUUUGUUUGAUUGUUGUGCGGCGUGCGCAUCAUCUGAUUUUCCUCAAAGAUGCCUAAGCAGUGCAGUUUUAAGAACUGCAAAAACGUUCAAAUUUCCGGCUGUGAAAAAUCGUUUUUUCGAUUUCCCAAGGAUCCUGCCAUACAGAAAAUUUGGCUCAGCCAGUGCAACGUAACCGCCUGUCGAGACAACGGAAGGAUCUGCAGUGAUCAUUUUUCGACUGAUGACUUCGAAGAGCCUGUAAUCUUCAAGACAAGCAGAGGUCGGCGCUUAAAGAUUAAUGCUAUUCCCAACCUACUUUUAACUGCAUCUGUUGACAUUCCUGAAUCCCACAAAAGUACCAAGAAAUGCAUUGAGUUAUGCGCUGUAAAUGGGUGCCGACAAAGCAAGCUUACUACAGAACAAUGCCAGCUCCUUUUCUUCCAUUUUCCAAAAGAGAAAAAUUUGAAAAGAACAUGGAUUCAAUUUUGCAACCGGCCCUCUAAAUUUAAUGCGGACAGAUCAAAGAUCUGUCAAAACCACUUCAGUUCAAAGCAAUUUAGAAGCAAUGCUAGAUUAAAGAAAGAUGCUGUUCCAGAUUUACCCGAAGAUGUUCCUCAGAGUUCACCAUUUCAAGGAAGCUCAGAAGUUGAAGAAAGGGUUACAGGAGCAAUUACGUUUCCUGAACAGUGCAGUGUGUUAUCGGAGGUUAAUGAGGCGGAACAUAGUAGAUUACGAGAACCCAAACUUUCUACUUGCAGUUCAUUGCAAUCUUAUCAAAUCACAAGGGUUCAUCAUCUUGAAUCCACUCCUGCUUUAAAUCAAUCUAGACCUUUUCAUGAACCUAGUAAUUUAACAAGUAGUCAAUCUAGUCAUUAUGGGCCUAAACAGAUAUGUACCGAGUACACACAAGUCACUGUAAUUUCUGAGAGAUUUGAAAGAGACGAGCAGUUGCUUCAGAAGCAAUUUUCAGAAAUGGAAGAUCUGAAAAUUGCCUUAAACGAAGCCAACUCCAGACUGGAGAAAUUGUCCGUAGAUGUAACUUUUUUAAAAUCAAAAGAAGAAGAGCUUCUAAUGGAAAAUAAACGUUUAAACAAAACAUUAAAUGUGAAAGAGAAAAAAAUCAGUAGUUUGUCAAACCAAUUAGGAAUCAAGUGUAGGCAACUGAAGGCAGCUCUUCAACAGCACCAGAUGACUCGAGAAAGACAGUCAAUAACUAACAGACGGCGGCAGCUGAAAAUCUUGAAGGCUCAGCAAAAAGAUAAACACUCUAAAUUAUUGAAGAAAGAAUAUCUUCAAAAGUGUGCAGAACUUAAGAUUAAAUUAAAUAAAAUGAGUAAAAAUUUGAAAGCUGCAAAAAAUCCCAAUCAAACAAAAUUUCAUAACAAAGUCAAAAAUGUUCUUGCAAGUGUCUUGACGCCUAACCAGUUAGAUAUCAUUUUUAAGAAAAAAAAUCGAGCAAAAUGGACUCCGGAAGAAUAUUCCACUGCCUUAACCAUUAGAUACUUAAGUCGAAGGUGCUAUCUUUUUUUAAAGAAUAAAUUAAAUUAUCCACUUCCUGGGCUCAGUACAUUAAGAAGAUGGGCUUCUAAGAUAAAUUUACGGCACGGCAUCCUCUGGGAUGUUUUAAAUGUUAUGAAAAUUUCUGGUGAAACAAAGUCAGCUUUUGAUAAAAUUGCAGUCUUAACAUUUGAUGAAAUGAAAGUGGCUCGUUUCUAUGAAUAUUCUAAAAUAGAUGAUGAAAUCAUUGGGCCUCACAAUUAUGCUCAAGUGGUUAUGGUUAGGGGCCUUUUUGAUAACUGGAAGCAGCCUGUUUUUCUAGAUUUUGAUCUUAAAAUGACCAAAGAUUUACUUCUUAAAACAAUCACGGAAUUGCAUAAUAUUGGGUACAGUAUUGUCGCGGUUGCCAGUGACUGUGGUGGUGGAAACCAAGGAGUCUGGAAAGAGUUCAGUAUCAGUUCUGACAAGCCUUAUUUCCUUCAUCCUGUAACACAAGAGAAAGUUUAUCUUUUUGCCGAUGCCCCCCAUCUUUUAAAACUUCUGAGAAAUUGGUUCCUCGACACUGGGUUUAAGAUAGAUGGUAAGGAUAUUUGUAAGAGUCCUCUCGAAACGAUGAUCAAAAAGAAUGAAACCGAAGUUAGUUCCAUGUUUAAGCUGUCUGAAUUACAUGUGAAGUGUAGUAAAACCAAAAGACAGAAUGUGAGAUUAGCUGCAGAACUUUUUUCACGUUCUGUAGGAACAGCAUUAAAGCAGUACCUUCCUGGGGAUGAUAAAGAGCUUGCAAGACUAGUUGGUGAAUUCAUAACAUUAGUCAACAGGUGGUUUGAUUUGUUCAACUCUUAUUCUCUCACUGCUAAAGUUCCCUCUAAGAAACCUUUUGGUGUUUUGCUAGAGUCGCAGUUACAGACUCUUGAUGAAAUGGUUCGCACAGUUCAAAAUAUGUUAUGUAUUGGCAAAACCUGUCUUCAGGUCUUUCAAAAAAUGAUAAUACUUUCUGCUAAUUCACUCAAAGGCCUUUAUGAAGACUUGAAAAAAAAAUUUCAAACUGUUUUCAUCCUCACCCACCGCUUGAAUCAAGACCUAUUAGAAAAUCUUUUUUCCCAACUGAGAAAUGAUGGUGGACUAAACGAUCAUCCCUCACCCAUGACACUUAUUUACAGACUGAGGAGACUUCUUCUGUGCAAGAACCCAGGUAUGAUUCAAGAAAGUGCCAAUGUUAUCAUCCCCGAGGAGGUACAGUGUGACUUUCUUGUUAGAGAAACUUUUCAUCAGGCACGCUUGACAUUGCCAGAAGAUACAAUUGGUGAGAGACCUGAGGAAGAGCUCAUCAUAUCCGAAGACAUCGAAAGUCUCAACGGUUCAGCUACGACUGUAUCAAUAUCUGAGAACAUGACUUUUGUAGAGAGGGACGGUCUCAUUUAUCUUGCAGGUGCUGUAGCAAGGAAACACAAAGUGCUUUUUCCUUAUCUUGGAAAAUAUACGAAAGAUUUAGAGGUUCCGUUCCAAGAGCACAGUUAUUGUUUACCUUCAUGGAUUAGCCAUUUAUCCUUUGGAGGCUUAAUUGAGCCCUCUGAUCAGUGGUACUCAGAGGUAUUAUCCAUGGAGAAAUAUUUUCGUAAAUUACAUAAUGAAACUUUCAAGUUCAAGAAAAAUAUCACAGAAAAAACCACAGCUUAUGUAACAUCCAAAAUAAGGAAUAAAAAUAUUGACAUUGACCCUGUGCUCAUAAAAGCUUUUUGUUCGACUAGAAUUUUCAUUAGAAUAAGGUUUCUUAACUUCCGAAGAGUGCAGAUACUUUUGAGAAAGAAAGAGGAAAAAGCAGCAUUAGCAGAGAAAGAGCGAAAAGAGAAAGAGCUAAAAGAAAAAGAGCUAAAAGAAAAAACUGAUCUGUCUUCCACAACUCAACAAAAUUCUGAGAAGGGAAAUGAAGCCAAAACAGCUAGUGACAAAUCUUCAGAGAAAAAAGUUGUUGACCGGAAAGGAAGGAAAAGAAAAUCCACAGUCGAUAGGAAAACUGCCAAAAAAAUGCGGAGGAUAGUGAAAUGAGACCAUCAUGUAGGGGCAGCAGUGUUAGCAUAGGUAGUCUCAUAACGGAUGACAGCCACUAAAAGUAGUGAUUUACAUAAUCUAAUCUUAAUCUUUACCAAUUUCUACCGUACUGAAGUUCCUAUCCAUUAUGGUUAAAUUUGACGAGUUCCUAUCUAUUAUGAUUAAUGCAGCUCUUAGGGUGUGUUCAUUCAUUUGCUCAGUACAUACAUGCAAGUCCCAGUCCAAGACCAUGAAAAAUGUCCUUACAUGACCUCUUAUCUGUAAAAUUAAACGUUGCCUUAAGAAUUUUUUUGUAACAUGAACACUCGUCGUGGUGUCUUCUUAUUGCAUUUGCUCCUUUUUUCAAUGCAAUAGCAAACAUUGAACAUAAAUAGUAAAUGAUACACCAUGAGAAGUUUUUUCAGCUUGAUGGUCGGCUUCCGCAAGGUUAUUGUACUGUCUGGUGAAAUGAUUUUUUAUUUAAGUAGGUACUUAUUUAUUGAAUGGUAAAUUAUAACGCAAGAGAAAGUAUAUUUUGGUUAUUUUUCUGCCAAGUGUUAGAGAAAUUUUUUUUAAAAAGUUAAAUGUAAUGAAAAUGAAAUGACUUAUGUUUGGGAUGCAUAAGGCUUUAAAAAAAUAUUCUUCAUGAGACAUCAUUUGUGAGAUUACUGUUUACUGAUAGAGGCUGAAAUUUUUCCAAGAUAUAUUUUUUAAAUAAAAUGUAUGAAUGAAAAAUAAGUCCAAAAACAAAAGGGAUUUUGAGCUCAGACGGCAAGUCAUUGUACAUAAUUGUAAUUUUCUGUUUGAUAUUUCUGUAUGUGGACUCCAAUUUAAAUUAGAAUCUAGCGUCGUUAUCCCUAGAUAUUUUGCUUCUCAGACAUCUACAGUGACCACCCUCACAGUCCGUCUGAUGUACCUGUAAGUAAAAUAAAGUUUUCUGGCAACGUGUCGCCUUGUAAGACAAAAGGAAGGCAUAUUGACUUGCUUGUGUUGACUAAAAGCAAACCAAGGGACAACAGUGGUUUUCAAGGUGCUAUCUUUUUCUUAUUUUUUGUCAUCUAAAUUGAUUUUUUGUUUUCAAUGUUCUGAAGUGAUUUCAAUUUUAAAUUUAUUGAUUAAAUACAUGAAUAAAAUCUAAAAGCUCUCCAGUU